AUGGCAACCCCUCCGACGGAUACGCUCUCCACAACAUCAGUCGCCCUCUCCGUGACCACGGAGCUCUACAAGGAGAAACGCGUAGGCGGGAGAUUCGUCUGUUCGCCACAGCAUCCCAAACGUCAAGCGUUAAACUGCUUCUCUCCGGCCAUUGCUUAUCAACUUGGGUUUCUCCCGGAACAUUGGGAUACGAGAAACUUGCUGGUGCGAACUCUCAGACGACAUCCCGCCUUGCUUGAUGAAGAUUGCUCCUUCGAAGAUCAAAUAGGCCCUCUUUUCCAUGAACCCGUAAAGAAUCUCAAGAACGUAUGGCGCGAAGCAAAGCCACGGGUAUUCGUUUAUGACAAGAUCGACGAGUGUUGUCCUCCUGAGGAGUAUAAUGGAAUCGUUGACUUCUUCGAUCUUCUGGUGGAUAUCCUUCACUUUGACAACGGUAUCCCAGAUUUCCAUCUGUUCUUUGCUAGCGGGCCCAAGUUCUCCUUGAAGGAGGUCCUUGAGGCGUUUAGUGGUCCAUCCGCCUCUUACAAUCUACAAAUAUCCAACCCAGAACCAGAUUCACCCAUAAGCAUCGUAUCGUUUCAACUUCGCAACCCAGCCCCGCCUCCACCCCCACUCCCACCGCCAUCUCCGCCACCUCCGUCACCACCACCGCCUCCGUCACCGCCACCACCUCCGUCACCACCACCGCCUCCAUCGCCGCCUCGGUCUCCUCCACCGCCACCACCUCCCCCCUCAUCACAGUCGUCCACUGCUCCUCCGUCAACUCAUUCCCAUUCGCAACUCUCAGCUCCUUCUCUGUCCGAGUCAUCUUCAGAGCUGACGCCUCCCUACCUACGCGAGCCGGCUACAAAUACAUCUUAUCAGCCCAAUCGUGUGCUCUUGUCGCAUAACUUCUACCCCGGCGAGGAUCAUGUAGACGAUCAGCAUUCUCAAGAGAUAUUGGCUUUCCGGUGCUUCGAGUAUAUGAACUACAAGUUUCAGGAGGACGUUUUUCAGGGACUGGGCAGUCUGGAGACACUGGCACGAAAUGAAGAGGCGGCGCCUUCGUCAGCGUUGUACUAUUCGUGCAUUCAUUGGGUGGAUCACCUUUCUCAAUCCGACUGGACCCUUUUGAAGGAUUUCCACGCUGCAGCAGGGACUUUUCUGCGAUACCGCCUCAUUCAUUGGCUCGAGUUUAUGGUCACCGUAAAUCGAGUACACGAUGUCGCAUUGAUGCUUCGUACCGCCUCGAAGGCAGUUGAGGUGAGAAAGCAACUACGACCUGUUAAACAUUCUACCUAA
This is a messenger RNA of Coniophora puteana RWD-64-598 SS2, 1281 nucleotides long. RefSeq lists its product as uncharacterized. The transcript has a single exon. Gene Ontology annotation, cellular component: cytoplasm; actin filament. The coding region runs from base 1 to 1281 and encodes 426 amino acids. NCBI's taxonomy places the organism in Eukaryota, Fungi, Basidiomycota, Agaricomycetes, Boletales, Coniophoraceae. Gene Ontology annotation, biological process: actin filament polymerization. Gene Ontology annotation, molecular function: microtubule binding; actin binding. The record is from RefSeq and is a predicted model, not a curated record.